CUAGGCAUGUAGACUGCUGCUGCAAUCAUUUGUCAAAGAAUGGGUCACUCUCAGGAGCUCAGUGACUCCAAGCGUGGUCCCGUGAUAGGUUGUCACCUGUGCAAUAAGUCCAUCCAUGAUAUUUCCUUGCUACUAAAUAUUCCACGGUCAACUGUUAGUGGGAUUAUAACAAAGUGGAAGCCACGUAAAAUGACAGAGCGGGGAACGCCGCCACUGGACUCUAGAGCAGUGGAGACGUGUUCUCUAGAGUGACCAAUCACGCGCCUCUGUCUGGCAAUCCAAUGGACGU
Staurois parvus is the source of this 289-nucleotide messenger RNA. NCBI's taxonomy places the organism in Eukaryota, Metazoa, Chordata, Amphibia, Anura, Ranidae. The record is from the annotation of a GenBank genome assembly.